Asparagus officinalis (garden asparagus) is the source of this 1539-nucleotide messenger RNA. RefSeq lists its product as uncharacterized. The record is from RefSeq and is a predicted model, not a curated record. The transcript has a single exon. Lineage: Eukaryota; Viridiplantae; Streptophyta; Magnoliopsida; Asparagales; Asparagaceae. Bases 1 to 1539 code for a protein of 512 amino acids.
AUGGACAGAAGUUGGAUGUUUGUUAGAGAUAGGUUUCACAACCCUGACUUCACCAAUGGUUUAAAAACAUUUCUGGAUGCUGCGAAACAACACCUAGAUCAUGAAAAUAAGACGCGUUGCCCCUGUGUUAAAUGUCAAAAUGCCUUGUUGUGUCUUUCUCUACCCGAGAUACGCAGACAUAUACUUGUAAAUGGGUUUGAACAACAUUACACGACAUGGACUGAGCACGGGGAAGAUUUUGUUGAUGUCGCAGACGACCAAAUGUAUGAGGAUUUUGAAAGUGACAGCGAUGAUGAUGAUGAUGACAAUGCUGUGAUGUUGGACAUGUUAAAUGAUGUCCAAGGAGCUAUAAGUAUGGAGACAGAUGAUGAGAACGAUAUUUAUGUUAACAAAUAUGAUUAUUUGUUUAAUGAAGCUCAACGAGAACUGUACCCGGGUUGUACAAAGUUCUCUGCAUUAUCUUUUAUUAUAAAAUUAAUGCAGAUCAAGAUAGAUGGUCGUUGGAGCAAUAAAAGUUUAAAAAAUCUACUGAAAUUGUUAAAUGACUCGUAUCCAAAAGGUGCAUCCAUACCAACAUCAAACUAUGAAGCCAAAAAUAUGUUGCUAGAAUUGGGCUUGGGGUAUGAAUCCAUACAUGCAUGCAAGUAUGACUAUGCACUAUUUUAUGGGAAAGAGAAUAAGAAACUGGAUGAAUGUCCAGUGUGCAAGGAGCCGAGAUACAAGUCUUGUGAUGGCAAACGCAAGAAAGUUCCACAAAAAGUCUUGUGUUAUUUUCCAUUGAAGCCGAGACUUCGGAGGUUGUAUAUGUCGAGACAUACCGCGACUGAAAUGAAAUGGCAUAAAAAAAGAAGACAAAAUGAAGAGGGUUUCCUACGACAUCCAGCUGAUUCUGCCGAGUGGAAACACUUUGAUCAAGAGUAUCCUGAUUUAGCUGCAGAUUAUCGAAAUGUGAGGUUGGGGCUUGCUACAGAUGGUUUUAAUCCAUUUGGAAACAUGAGCACUAGUUAUAGUAUGUGGCCAGUUAUGCUAGUGCCGUACAAUCUGCCUCCUUGGAAAUGCAUGAAAGGAGUGUAUUCAAUGAUGUCAUUACUCAUACCUGGUCCUCGAGCACCUGGGAAAGACAUUGAUGUGUAUCUUCGUCCAUUAAUAGACGAAUUAAAAGAAUUGUGGGAUAUUGGAGUUGAAACUUUUGAUGCCUCUGUUGGGAGAAAUUUUAAUUUGCGGGCAUGUGUAUUGUGGACUAUAAAUGAUUUUCCUGCUUACGGAAAUUUAUCUGGGUGGAGCACAAAAGGGUACAAAGCUUGUCCUGUUUGUAACGAAGAUGUAACUUCAGAGGGGUUGAGAGGAAAAUUAUGUUUUAUGGGAGCUCGACGAAAUUUGCCUGAGGAUCAUGAGUGGAGAAGGAGUAAAUAUUUUAACGGUUUAGUUGAAGAUCGUCCUCCUCCCAGAUUAUUUUCUGGGGAUGACAUAUUGCGGCAAUUAGAUCGUGUUUAUAAAGCUAGGCCUGGAAAACAUCCUGACAAUCCUGAUUUAAAGUGA